Molecule: messenger RNA, 5243 nt
Organism: Balearica regulorum gibbericeps (East African grey crowned-crane)
Lineage: Eukaryota; Metazoa; Chordata; Aves; Gruiformes; Gruidae
Source: RefSeq, a predicted model, not a curated record
CAGAAAGUGAGGCUGGUGAUAUGGAUCUCAGUGGGUUGCCAGAGACAGCAGUGGAUUCUGAGGAUGAUGACGACGAAGAAGACAUUGAAAGGGCAUCAGAUCCUUUGAUGAGUAGGGAUAUUGUUAGAGACUGCUUGGAGAAAGACCCAAUAGACAGGACAGAUGAUGACAUUGAACAACUACUGGAAUUCAUGCAUCAAUUGCCUGCUUUUGCCAACAUGACAAUGUCAGUGAGGAGAGAGCUCUGUGCUGUAAUGGUGUUUGCAGUUGUGGAGAGAGCGGGAACUAUUGUACUAAACGAUGGGGAAGAGCUGGAUUCCUGGUCAGUCAUUUUGAAUGGCUCUGUGGAGGUGACGUACCCUGAUGGAAGAACAGAAAUACUCUGCAUGGGGAACAGUUUUGGUGUUUCCCCUACCAUGGAAAAAGAAUAUAUGAAAGGAGUGAUGAGAACCAAAGUGGAUGACUGCCAGUUUGUUUGCAUAGCCCAGCAAGAUUAUUGCCGCAUCCUCAAUCAAGUGGAAAAGAACAUGCAGAAGGUAGAAGAGGAAGGGGAGAUUGUGAUGGUGAAGGAGCACAGGGAGCUUGAUCGCACUGGAACAAGAAAAGGUCACAUUGUCAUCAAGGGAACAGCUGAAAGGUUAACAAUGCAUUUGGUGGAAGAGCACUCUGUGGUAGACCCAACAUUUAUAGAAGACUUCCUGUUGACAUAUCGGACCUUUCUUUCCAGCCCAAUGGAAGUGGGCAAGAAGUUGUUGGAGUGGUUCAAUGACCCCAGCCUCAGGGAUAAGGUUACACGGGUAGUAUUGUUGUGGGUGAACAAUCACUUCAAUGAUUUUGAAGGAGAUCCUGCUAUGACUCGAUUUCUGGAAGAAUUUGAGAACAAUUUGGAGAGGGAGAAAAUGGGUGGACAUUUGAGGCUGUUAAAUAUUGCUUGUGCUGCUAAAGCUAAACGAAGAUUGAUAACCUUAACAAAGCCAUCUCGAGAAGCCCCUUUGCCUUUUAUCUUGCUGGGAGGGUCAGAAAAGGGAUUUGGAAUCUUUGUUGACAGUGUAGAUUUUGGUAGUAAAGCUACAGAAGCAGGCUUGAAACGUGGAGACCAGAUACUGGAAGUGAACGGUCAAAACUUCGAAAACAUUCAGCUGUCAAAAGCCAUGGAAAUCCUUAGAAAUAACACUCAUUUGUCUAUCACUGUGAAAACCAAUUUAUUUGUUUUUAAAGAACUGUUAACACGGUUGUCAGAGGAAAAAAGAAAUGGUGCUCCCCACCUCCCUAAAAUUGGUGAUAUUAAAAAGGCGAGUCGUUAUUCCAUCCCAGACCUUGCUGUUGAUGUGGAGCAGGUAAUUGGAUUAGAAAAAGUAAAUAAGAAAAGUAAAGCCAACACAGUUGGGGGAAGAAAUAAAUUAAAGAAGAUACUUGACAAGACUCGAAUCAGUAUCCUGCCUCAGAAACCAUACAAUGACAUUGGAAUUGGCCAGUCUCAGGAUGACAGCAUUGUGGGACUGAGACAAACGAAGCACAUUCCUCCUGCUUUACCUGUCAGCGGAACCCUGUCAUCCAGUAAUCCUGAUCUACUGCAGUCUCAUCACCGCAUCUUAGACUUCAAUACUACUCCAGACUUACCAGAUCAAGUCCUGAGGGUUUUCAAGGCAGAUCAGCAAAGUCGCUACAUCAUGAUCAGUAAGGACACAACAGCAAAGGAAGUGGUCAUCCAGGCCAUUAGGGAAUUUGCUCUCACUGCAACCCCUGAUGCAUAUUCACUAUGUGAAGUCUCUGUCACACCUGAGGGUGUAAUCAAGCAAAGGAGGCUUCCUGAUCAGCUAUCCAAGCUUGCUGACAGGAUACAGUUGAGUGGCAGGUACUACCUGAAGAACAACAUGGAAACAGAAACUCUUUGUUCAGAUGAAGAUGCUCAAGAGUUACUAAGGGAAAGUCAAAUUUCCCUACUACAGCUCAGUACUGUUGAGGUGGCUACCCAACUCUCCAUGAGAAACUUUGAGCUCUUCCGUAAUAUUGAACCCACAGAAUACAUAGAUGACUUGUUUAAACUCAAAUCAAAAACAGGUUGCACUAAUCUAAAAAAAUUUGAAGAGGUGAUAAAUCAAGAAACAUUCUGGGUAGCUUCUGAGAUUCUGAGAGAAACGAACCAGCUGAAAAGGAUGAAGAUCAUUAAGCAUUUCAUUAAGAUAGCACUACACUGCAGAGAAUGCAAGAACUUCAACUCGAUGUUUGCCAUCAUUAGUGGUCUGAAUUUGGCACCGGUUGCAAGGCUCCGAACUACUUGGGAAAAGCUUCCAAGCAAGUAUGAAAAACUGUUUCAAGAUCUACAGGACUUGUUUGAUCCAUCUAGGAAUAUGGCAAAAUAUCGUAAUGUCCUUAACAGCCAAAACCUGCAGCCCCCUAUUAUCCCCCUGUUUCCUGUUAUCAAAAAAGACCUUACGUUCCUUCACGAAGGAAAUGAUUCAAAAGUGGAGGGCUUGGUCAAUUUUGAGAAGCUGAGAAUGAUUGCGAAGGAGAUACGCCAUGUUGGUCGCAUGGCAUCUGUGAAUAUGGAUCCCGCUUUAAUGUUUAGGACAAGGAAGAAGAAAUGGAGGAGUUUGGGGUCUCUCAGCCAGGGCAGUACAAAUGCAGCCGUGCUGGAUGUCGCGCAAACGGGGGGUCAUAAAAAGCGAGUCCGUCGCAGCUCCUUCCUUAAUGCUAAAAAACUAUAUGAAGAUGCUCAGAUGGCACGGAAAGUAAAGCAGUAUCUCUCAAACUUGGAUCUGGAAAUGGACGAAGAGAGCCUCCAGACCUUGUCUCUGCAGUGCGAGCCAGCCACCAACACACUGCCAAAGAAUACAGGAGACAAGCGAUCUGGAAAAUCCGAAACGUCACCGGUGGCUCCUCGGGCAGGCAUCCAGCAGAAAGUGCAGCAGCAGCAGCAGCAACAUAAAGUAAACCAAGCAUUGCAGGUCCCUGCCGUAUCUCUUUAUCCCUCUCGCAAGAAAGUGCCAGUCAAAGACCUACCACCAUUCGGCAUUAACUCCCCACAAGCUUUAAAGAAAAUUCUUUCAUUAUCUGAAGAAGGAAGUUUGGAUCGUCACAAGAAACAAUCUGAAGACACGGUCUCGAGUGCAUCUUCACAGCUGUCUUCUCCUCCCACUUCACCACAGAGCUCUCCAAGGAAAGGCUACACUUUGGCUCCUAGCGGCACGGUGGAUAACUUUUCAGAUUCUGGUCACAGCGAAAUUUCUUCCAGAUCUAGUAUUGUCAGCAAUUCCUCUUUUGACUCUAUGCCAGUCUCCCUGCAUGAGGAGAGGAGACAGAGACAUUCUGUCAGCAUCGUGGAGACAAAUCUUGGUGUGGGAAGGAUUGAUAGAAGAAUCAUGAUUGAACCAGAUCAAUACAGCUUAGGCUCCUAUGCACCGCUGUCGGAGACCAGAGGCCUGUACGCUGGAGCAACUGUGCUUUCUUCUCCUAGCACAGAAGAACUGUCGCAGGAUCAGGGGGACAGAGCUUCGCUUGAUGCAGCUGACAGUGGCCGUGGUAGCUGGACUUCUUGUUCCAGUGGUUCUCAUGACAACAUACAAACAAUCCAGCACCAGAGAAGCUGGGAGACUCUGCCUUUUGGACACGCUCAUUUCGAUAGUUCAGGCGAUGGGGCAGGACUGUGGGCCUCGGGCAGUCAUAUGGACCAGCUGAUGUUCCCUGAUCAUGGCACAAAGUAUGGCAGGCAAAGUCAAGGUAGGGAGGGUCUUGAUCAAGCACAGUCCAGAGCAAGCUGGGCGUCCUCAACAGGCUACUGGGGAGAGGACUCGGAAGGGGAUACAGGUACCAUAAAGCGGAGGGGUGGGAAGGAUGUUUCCAUUGAAGCUGAAACCAGUAGCAUAACGUCUGUACCAGCAGAGGAGUCAAAGCCAGCUCCCAUGCCCACGCACAUAGCAGUAUCAUCAAGCAGUACAAAGGGGCUUAUUGCGCGAAAAGAGGGUCGAUAUCGGGAACCACCUCCAACUCCUCCUGGUUAUGUAGGAAUACCUAUUGCUGAGUUUGCAGAAGGUGGUUCCCAUCCAACCAGAAAGCCUCCGGAUUACAACAUAGCACUUCAGAGGUCUAGAAUGGUGGCACGAACAUGUGAGACCCAUGGGACAUCAACUCCGCAGCAGCAGUCGCAUGGCCAUUCCACUAGCAGGCCUGUGAACAAACCUCAGUGGCAUAAACCAAAUGAGUCAGAUCCACGUCUUGCUCACUAUCCGCCUCAAGGGUUUUCCACAGAGGAAGAUGAAGAUGAACAAGUCUCUGCUGUCUAAGACUUGGGGCUUUUCUGGAUCCAGAGUGAGCCACCUUAAAGGAGAGCACAAGAAGACGUCCCUAGAAUAGGAGCCUUGGAACUAUAGUUAAAGGAUGGUGGACCUAUUUGCCUCCUUCCCUGCCUUAAAGCAGCAUGGGGCUUCUUCCUCCGCCCCUCCCCCUUCUGUCCCCUCUCCCCUUGCAUGUGAAAUACUGUGAAGAAAUCGCCCUGGCACUUUUCAAACUGUGUUGCUUGAAAUGCACAGUGCAGCAAUCUCCAAGCUACCACUGUCGCUGUCUGCCACAUCACACAGUAUCAUUCCAAAUUCCAAGAUCAUCACAUCAGGAUGAUUAACUCUGGCUGCACUUCCCAAUGCCUGGAAGGGUUUUUUUUAAAUCUUCCUUUUAGAUUUUAAUCGCAAUCCUAGCACUUAGUCUCAUUGGGAUAAUGAGAUAAGCUAGUUGUCAAAUUACAUUUGGCCUUUAACCUACAAAGAGAAAAAUGCAUUGAAAUCCUUCAAGGAGGCAGUGCUUAUUUGCUUGUUUACAAUGCCUUUGUUACAGUUUUCUGUGUUUGCAUUUCAGAGAUCAAAUACCGCAUCUGCAUAGUAAUUACAGUAUUGUUUCAUACCUGUGAGUAGGGUUGCCAGCCUGAGCUCCUGGAAAGAAUAUUGCUAUGGCAUGGCUGAGCAGGGCAGAAGGGAAGGCAGAGGUUACGGGAUGCAGCCUUUCCUUGACCGUCUGGCUUCACUCUUAACAUGCCCCACCCCGGAAUCUUCAAAUUUUUGUAAAUGUUAGCGUUAAUGGCAUCCUCAGCCGGGUCUAGUGUGAAUGCAGAAACGUGUGCUUGCAACUGGCCGGUGAUGGAAGAGGACACUGCGUCUCUCUUACCUGUGCCUUGCGGAAUACAGGAUGGCACAUGAGAAAUGAAAGUGUCCCUUUCUAAUGAGACAGACGGCAACCCCACCUUUAAGUUAUAU